Molecule: messenger RNA, 1803 nt
Organism: Penicillium malachiteum
Lineage: Eukaryota; Fungi; Ascomycota; Eurotiomycetes; Eurotiales; Aspergillaceae
Exons: 1
Coding region: 1-1803 (600 amino acids)
Biological process (GO): regulation of DNA-templated transcription
Molecular function (GO): DNA-binding transcription factor activity, RNA polymerase II-specific; zinc ion binding
Source: RefSeq, a predicted model, not a curated record
AUGUCUCCCAGUGUAUCCACAAAUUUGAUACUCAGCCCAGGUAGACCCCUGAAAUCAAAACUGGGAUGCAAGACAUGUAAAGUCCGAAGAGUCAAAUGUGGCGAAGAAAAGCCUAGCUGUCUCCGAUGCACCCAAACUGGUCGCAAAUGCGAGUAUGGCAACAGCAAAUUGAGCUCAGACUUGAUCUUAUCUCGCGCUCUCGCUUCGCCUCUUUCGUCGACUCCCAACACGAUCUCGCGCGAGCGACGCGCUUUUGCAUAUUAUUUUCAAUGCGCCGCUACAUCUGUUGGCGGUGGCCUAGAUGUGGACUUUUGGCUCAAUAUCGUUCCGCAGGUUUGUCGGCGCGAGCCUGCAGUGUGGGAUGCGAUGAUCUGCAUCAGUGCUCUGUGUGAGACUCCUGACUCAAACUCUGGCCCCACAUCGCUGCAACGGGUCUCUCAUUCUUUAAAUCAGAAUCGGCAGGAUGCGCUGGACUGGUAUUCGCGAUCUGUAUCUGGUGUUUGGCAGGGCAUCGAACGUGGUAGCGUGGACGCCUUUGUGGGACUCAUCACAUGUGUGUUGUUCAUAUGUAUCGAGUCUUUGCUAGGCAGUAUAGAGGAGGUCAUGCGUCUUUAUGCUCAAGGUGUACAACUUAUCGCAACACUGCGCGAGCAAAAAGCCUACGAUAAGUUGGCUCUACUACGGGAGACUGUUAUUCCAAUCUUUGUCCGAUUGGGCAUAUUUGCUCCUCAGUCUUCCUGGCCUUCUGCCAUGUCUUUAUUAUCGGAAACGGCGUAUGGAGAACGCGGGUUAUUUUCUAAGCCAGGAUUCCCCUCUCUCAAGGCAGCUCGAGAUGCCAUCGUUGUCCUUGCUGCAGAGAUCCCAAUAUUGGAGAACGAAUGCGAAACCUUUCUGCAGUCAUCUCACGCCUGGUACAUAUCCGAGGACUUGAUGGAGCGACAAAGAUCAUUAUCAGCCAGACUAAGGGACUGGCAAAUUUCUUUUACGAACUUGAUGAAAUCCCAAGAGAACACAAAAGAGAGUCUCUCACCAACACAGAUCAGUAUUAGCGCUCUGCUUCUCACAUAUCAUGAAAUGUUACUCGUGAUCCUCUCCGUUUGUGUCUCUCCAGUGAGAGUCUCCACAGACGCCUAUACACAAAACUUCCGAACAAUCGUCGAGCAAGCCUCUAUCGCCUUGAAUAACUCUGUCCAAAAUAAUGGCGCAUUAUCACCAUAUACCUUUGAAAUUAGCGUCGGACUCCCCCUUUGGUUUACUUGUCUCCGAUGUCGCGAGCCGAUCAUCCGCCGGGCGGCAUUGUCACUCCUUGCUAGUUCACAUCGCAUUCAAGGUCUCAGCAAGCGCGAGCACGGGAUAAUUGUCGUUGAGAAGAUCAUGGAACUAGAGGAGGCCCAUUUUAUAUCAACAUCACCAUUGGAUCUUGCCCCCAACACAACUGAGGGCAUCACGACCCCUAUCAAUGAACAACCGUGGCCAUAUUAUUCUGAUAUGAGCAGUCCAAGCAGCCCAUUCAAGGCACUGAAUAUUAGAACACCCUCAAUCCCAUCUCCUCCAUUGACGGAUAUCGAUCAAGAGUCAGUAACACAGUCCUUGGGUUUUAUCCCCCAAGAAGCACGCAUUCGUCCUCAUGGCAUCUUUCGGCCGCGAGACGGCUAUCCGCCUGGAAAGACUAGGGACGACUUUGCACAUUGGGGGCGAGACGAGGAUCAGUUUUAUAUGGAGUUCUCACGGAAUGAGUGUGAUGAGAGUGACCAGACAUGGAAGAUGGUCUUUGGAUAUGUCCCAAUUGAUAUCAUGCCUUAG